AUGUCUAACAACCUGAAAGGCCAGACGGCCCGGCAGGAGGUGCCCCAAGAGCGGUACCUUCGCCACCACUCGGCGGUGAUUCCCGUGGGGUUGGGAACAGGCCAGCUGCAGGCCCUGCGCUGCUGGACGGCUAAGAGCCCUGCAGUCCUCGCGAACCCGUCGCUUCUCUUCUCCCUGUGUGUUAUUCGGCCUGGCUCUACUCGCGAGAAAUAUGUGUUGGAGCAGCUCGACCCGCCUUUGAAAGAAAGGUUUGAAGUGGACUCAGACGAUGUUUUGAAUGCGAAUAGUGAAGAAGACGAGUUGCAGUCGCCUGACAUUGGGCUCUUGAACCAUAAGAACGCCGCCUGUGUGCUUUCCAUGCUGAAGACCCGCUACCUCGCGGGCAAAAUGUACACCAUGGCAGACCCGCUGCUGGUUGCAAUUAAUCCUUUUAAGGAUCUCGGAAACGCCACUAAGAAGUGGAUUGACUACUACCGCACCGCGCCAAACAUUGCAGAGACGGAGCCGCACGUGUUCCGAGUUGCACGCGCGGCUCUUUCGAAUUUAGAAGAUUACAACAAGAGCCAAACCAUUAUUGUGUCGGGCGAAUCAGGGGCGGGAAAAACAGAAGCCACGAAACAGGUCAUGCGCUACUUCGCUUCGAACGGCAGCGGUGACAGCCGGAUUCAAGAAGCCAUCAUGGCUGGCAAUCCUCUUCUCGAGUCAUUUGGAAAUGCAAAGACCAUACGCAACAACAACUCGAGUCGCUUCGGCCGCUUCAUGCAGCUGACUCUCUCCAGCGAAAAAGGCAUUUUGUACGGCGCAAUAACAAAUUUCCUUCUUGAGAAGGUCCGACUGGUUUCGCAGGAACCCAACGAACGGUCUUUCCACGUUCUUUAUCAGCUCCUCAAGGGCGCCGAUGACGAAAUGAAGAGCAAGUAUCACUUACGUAAAAUGGAAGAAUAUGUAUUUCUCACGGCAAGGAGCGGGGGCUGCUUCGACAUCGAUGGAGUGGACGAUAAGAAGGAUUUCGAAGAACUCAAGCAGUGCUUUGCAGCCAUGGAACUCCCCAGUGAAAACGAGUCAUCAGUUUAUUCCAUUUUAUCCGGCGUGCUGCUAAUUGGCAACACAAAAAUCACACCUCAUGAAAUGCAAGGAGUGCCGGACGCUGCUCAUGUUUCGACAGAGUCACUCAACAUCCUGAAGGAAGCUGGGGGGCUGCUCUUCGUGGACCCGACACGCUUAGCUCAGGAAGUUCUCCGCAAGCACACCAAAGUUGGCAAUCAGAUGCUAGAGGGGCCGCGGACUUUCAGAGAAGCAGAUAUGAUGGUCAAGUCUGUGGCGAAGCACGUUUACGAUAAGCUGUUUGGGUGGCUCGUGGGGUUCCUUAACAAAAGGAUUGCGCCUCCUGGGGGUUUUGGCGUAUUCAUGGGCAUGUUGGACAUUUUCGGCUUCGAAGUAUUUGAACAUAACUCGCUGGAACAGCUCCUUAUCAACAUCACGAACGAGCACUUGCAGAAACACUUCAUCGAUGUUGUUUUCGAAACCGAGACCAAACUCUACAAAAAUGAGGGCAUUCCCACGGAGUCCUUGGUGUGGACCGAUAACGUACAAAUCAUGGAAACCCUCUGCGGCCCCCGGGAUUCUGUCUUCGCAAUCAUUGAAGAUAUUUGCCUCGGACUUCGUGCGAGUGACGAGGCGCUGUGCGGCAUGAUUGUCCGAAAGCUUGGGGGAAAAGGCAUAGUGUUGCCUUCUCGUCGAGACCAGCGAAUAAAGUUUGUCGUUCGACACACCAUUGCAGACAUAGAGUACUCAUGUGACGGUUUCCUGGAGAAGAACCAAGACUUCCUGAAGAGGGAGCUGCUGGACGUUCUCAAGGAAUCGAAAGAUACAGUCAUGUCGCAGAUGUUCGAAGGGGUUGUGGUGGAGGCAGGAAAGAUAGGAAAGGGUUCCCUUAUUGCUUCGCAAUUCUUGCGGUCUCUCAAUUCAAUGAUUGGCAUUAUUCGAGAAACCGAACCUCACUUUAUUCGCUGUUUGAAGCCGAACGAAACGAAACGGCCGCUGGAGUGGGAUGCGCCAAAGGUACUAAAUCAGUUAUUUUCUUUGUCAAUUCUUGAGGCCUUGCAGCUGCGACAGAUCGGCUAUUCUUACAGACGAACGUUUGAAGAAUUCGUCAAGCGCUUCCGCUGGCUGGACUUGGGGGCGGCAAACUCGGACAGAGAUCGUGAAGAAGUGGCUAGAAGCAUGCUUGAGGCUUCUGGCCUUGCACGCGAUGAGUGGGCUGUCGGCAAGACAAUGGUGUUUCUGAAGGCGGAAUCUGCUAGGGCUCUUGAAACGUUGCAAGCAGAGAAGAUGAUGUUGUUCCGUCCAGUGGUUGAGUUUGUUGAGGCGGCUUGGAAACGAGUCUUACUAAAGAGGAGUUUGGAAGCCGUAUUGCCUUCCCUCAUCAGGGUAGAGGCACACUGUAGACGGCAAGUGACACUCGUUGAGCAUGGCGAGCUUGAACUGAGCCCAGGCUUCACUGAGUCCCUGCUGCAAGGCAUUGACCACAUGCAGCAGGUGAAGGAGCAGCGCGAGAGAGAACGGCAGCAACGGCUGGAAAUGGCCGAACAAAAGCGUGCCACCAGGAAACUUACAAAGGAAGAGAAACUUGCGCAACAAGUCCUCCGCAUGUACAAGUCAUGGGACAGCAUGCGCGGCGUGGCGACAAAGCACGAAGGCUUCUUUCCCCCUGAGCUCGAGUAUUUAAGAGAGAAAAACAAGCGGCCUGCAGUUGAGCACCGCAUCAAAGAAAAAUCGCUUUCACACGUGGCCCGGCAGCAGUCGUUUCAAGACCCUGGGGUGGCGUAUCAUCUUUGGCGUAAUGUGGAGAGUCUGUAUCAAGCUCCUCUGAGCGAGAAUCGGCUACAGAACAUAUGCACUUGCUUGCGGGAUGACAUGGAUAAGAUGUACGGGCAUUUCUGGCAGGUAGUGGUGAACCGAACGGAGGCAUUUGGGCUCGCCACUGCACACGCAAAGACGGAGCGCCACGUUGUAGAUCAGCACGGGGUGUACAGAGACGGCAGAGUCUUCUGUUUCAACAAUAUCAUUUUCAAAUGUGUAAAGCCUUCCCGUGCCGAGAUUAGGCUGCAUGAGGAAGCUGCCGAGAAGUCAUAUCUCUACUGCAGGCGGCACGACUUCUCUGGCCUUGUGCGCGUGCGCAAAAGUUUAGUACCCCCAUACAUGCUUCAAGACGUCUCCUACAUGAUAGGCCAUUUAUUCAACCGAUUUAAAGACAACAGAGACUGGACUGGCUUUGCAGAACGGCUCCAGUCUUACCUUUUGGGCCGCUAUUCAGACCCUCAUGGGGGCUCGUGGAAUGCGUUGGUGCAGGAAGGCUCAUUCUUAGCUACCCGUUUGUGGGUAAAGCACAACAGAUUCUUCCGGGUGGAGAUCGACGGUGCUGCGGAGGCCAAAAACGGCUUCCAGGGCUGCCUCACAAUUGUCUGCUUCGAGGCCUGCACUUCCUCAUGA
Molecule: messenger RNA, 3492 nt
Organism: Eimeria tenella
Lineage: Eukaryota; Apicomplexa; Conoidasida; Eucoccidiorida; Eimeriidae
Exons: 9
Coding region: 1-3492 (1163 amino acids)
Biological process (GO): vesicle transport along actin filament; actin filament organization
Cellular component (GO): myosin complex; cytoplasm; vesicle
Molecular function (GO): actin filament binding; ATP binding; microfilament motor activity
Source: RefSeq, a predicted model, not a curated record